This is a messenger RNA of Myotis daubentonii (Daubenton's bat), 2276 nucleotides long. It is a transcript of the gene FKBP4, whose product is annotated as FKBP prolyl isomerase 4. Lineage: Eukaryota; Metazoa; Chordata; Mammalia; Chiroptera; Vespertilionidae. Gene Ontology annotation, molecular function: protein binding; peptidyl-prolyl cis-trans isomerase activity. The record is from RefSeq and is a predicted model, not a curated record.
ACCCACCUCCUCCCGCUCCCCCGCCGGACUCGCUGCGACCCGCGAGCGCAGGAGGCGGAGGGCUCGCGCCGCGGACCAGAUCGCAGGUCGGAGCCCGCGAGCCGGCGCCCGCAGCCCCGUGCAGACAGGCCGGCGGCCGAGAGGGUUUGGCGCGCGCCCAAGACCCAGCUCCCUGAGUAAACGGCGCACGGAGCGGCUAUGACCGCCGAGGAGAUGAAGGCGGCCGAGAGCGGGGCGCCGUCCGCGCCGCUGCGAAUCGAAGGAGUGGACAUCAGCCCCAAGCAGGAUGAAGGCGUGCUGAAGGUCAUCAAGCGAGAGGGCAUGGGCACAGAGAUGCCCAUGAUUGGGGACCGAGUCUUCGUUCACUACACUGGCUGGCUAUUAGACGGUACCAAGUUUGACUCCAGUCUGGACCGCAAAGACAAAUUCUCCUUUGACCUGGGAAAAGGGGAGGUCAUCAAGGCUUGGGACAUUGCUGUAGCAACCAUGAAGGUGGGAGAAGUAUGUCGCAUCACCUGCAAACCAGACUAUGCCUACGGGUUGGCAGGUAGCCCUCCGAAGAUCCCUUCCAAUGCCACACUUGUGUUUGAGGUGGAGUUAUUUGAGUUCAAGGGAGAGGACCUGACAGAAGAGGAAGAUGGCGGAAUCAUCCGGAGAAUACGGACUCGGGGCGAAGGCUAUGCCAAGCCCAAUGAGGGUGCUAUUGUAGAGGUCGCACUGGAAGGGUACUACAAGGACCAGAUUUUUGAUCAGCGGGAGCUCCACUUUGAGAUCGGCGAGGGUGAGAGUCUGGAUCUGCCUUGUGGGCUGGAGAAAGCCAUUCAGCACAUGGAAAAAGGAGAACAUUCCAUUGUGCACCUCAAGCCCAGCUAUGCUUUUGGCAGUGUUGGGAAAGAAAAGUUCCAAAUCCCACCAAAUGCUGACCUGAAAUAUGAAAUCCAGCUCAAGAGUUUUGAGAAGGCCAAGGAGUCCUGGGAGAUGAAUUCAGAGGAGAAGCUGGAACAAAGCACCAUAGUGAAAGAGCGGGGCACUGUGUACUUCAAGGAAGGCAAGUACAAGCAAGCUUUGCUGCAAUACAAGAAGAUUGUGUCCUGGCUGGAAUACGAGUCCAGUUUCUCUGAUGAGGAAGCACAAAAGGCACGGGCCCUUCGGCUGGCCUCCCAUCUCAACCUGGCCAUGUGUCAUCUGAAACUACAGGCCUUCACAGCUGCCAUUGAAAGCUGUAACAAGGCCUUGGAGCUGGAGAGCAACAAUGAGAAGGGCCUUUUCCGCCGGGGAGAGGCCCACCUGGCAGUGAAUGACUUUGACUUGGCACGGGCUGACUUCCAGAAGGUCCUGCAGCUCUACCCCAGCAACAAAGCCGCUAAGGCCCAACUGGCUGUCUGCCAUCAGCGGAUCCGCAAGCAGCUUGCACGGGAGAAGAAGCUCUAUGCCAAUAUGUUUGAGAGGCUCGCUGAGGAAGAGAACAAGGCCAAGGCAGCAAUAGCUGCAGGAGACCGUCACACUGAUGCAGAGAUGAAGGACGAGCCAAAGGAUGUGGCAGGGAGCCAACCUCAGGUGGAGACGGAAGCAUAGCCUCUCCCAGCCCUAUUCCUGCAGCUGCCUGCUUCCCCUGCUCCCUUCUCUGCUCCACCCUGUUUGUUUUGUAAAAACUGAAGAAAUUUGAGUGAAUUAGACCUUUAUUUUUCUAUCUGGUUGGAUGAUGGCUUUGGGGAAAGGGGGAAAGGAGGAAUAGACUGGGGGGUUGAGGUGGGGUAUCAUUUUAGGUGUUUUCAUCCCCUCUUCCCCUCCUCCUUCUCCCAUUACAUAUGAAUGGAUGUCCACACACACAUCAGAAUGUUAAUUUAUUUUGCUUCUUUUUGCUAUGCCUGUUUUUCAAAUGGUAGAAGGAUGUUAGUAGGGAUGUGGGGUUGGAUGUGAAAUCAGGGUGGAGAGGAUACCUCCUUGGGCAGCCAUUUUCCUCCCCCUUUCCUCCUCCCUGUCCAUUUCCAAACAUGUAAACUCCAUGUGGGUGCUAGGGGCAUGGGAAAAACCACUGUUGUGCCCAUUACUUCUCCAUUCCCUUCCUCACCCAGAUGGUGUGGUUGAUGAUGUCUUCUGGUGUCAUGGUGACCACCCCCUGUAUCCCCUUCCAGUAUUUUCCUCUCCAACCUAUUUCUCUUCUCAACCAGGUUGUGUCCCCAUCCCCACCCCCCUCAGCCUCUUCUCUGCACGUUGCUGAAGGUCCAGGCUCACCUCAAGUUCUACACUUGAGCAAUAAAGUGGAAACAAUAAAA